Molecule: messenger RNA, 1584 nt
Organism: Oldenlandia corymbosa var. corymbosa
Lineage: Eukaryota; Viridiplantae; Streptophyta; Magnoliopsida; Gentianales; Rubiaceae
Source: the annotation of a GenBank genome assembly
AUGGAGCCCACAUCGGCGUUGGCCGGUGCUGGAGGGAAGCCGAGCUUCUUGAGGAAUAUUCUGGUGCGGCUGUUCCUGUUCUGCGUCUUUAUACUUGGGGUUCGGUUUGCUUACGUGGUUACUCUCCGGGGAGAGUCAUGUGACCUUGGUGAUUUCUGUUUCUUCUCUCUCCCGGACAAUCUCGACGGAAUCGUUUCCAGACCCGGUCAAUUCCUCACCGGUGGCGCCGGGGCUUCGGCGUCUGCUGUCAUCGCCGUCGGCGAAGGCGGCAAAUCGGCUCCGGCCAAGCCGCAGAAACUCCCGGAUCUCUGGGCUACUAAAGGUUUUCAGAAGGCGGCCCGGUUCUACUCGUCGGUGUUUACCGAUCUCUUAUCCGAGGGGUUCUUGGCUCCCAAUUCGAAAGCUCUCUGCUUGGAUACCCCCACCGGGGCCGACGUUUUCGCUCUGAAAGAGAUUGGGGUUUCGGAUUCCAUCGGUAUCCACAAGAAGGCUUCGAAGCCCUUGGUCAUUUCGGGUCAGGCCGUUAAGCAUCCUUUCGGUGACGCCAAAUUUGAUUUCAUCUUUUCCGGCGACGGGAUGAUCGAAAAGUCCGCAAAGCCUGCGGAUAUUGCGGCGGAAGUUUGCCGGACACUGAAGCCCCAAGGGUUUUUUGUAGCUCACACAGGUUCGAAGGAUCCUUACAGUCACCAUUCAUUCCUUGAAUUAUUUAAUUGCUGUAAAUUGGUACAGUUUAGGGAUAUUGAUGGGUUCAAUUCCAGUCUUCCGUUAAUUCGUGAAAUUAUUAUGCAAAAAGUAGCUGAUAUCGGGGACAAUUUAGGAAAUGACUAUAAAAAGUGUUCUGUUCCGGGAUACAAGCAAGAAUUGCUCAGGAAAGCCGAGCCCUUGAUCAUUGAAGAACCUAAGAAACCUUGGAUUACAUUGAAGAGGAAUAUACAGAAUGUUAAGUACCUGUCAUCAAUGGCGGAUAUCAAUUUUAAGCGGAGAUAUGUGUAUGUGGAUGUCGGGUCCAGGAGCUACGGUUCGAGUAUAGUUAGCUGGUUUAAGAAACAGUAUCCAAAGCAAGAUAAAAACUUUGACAUUUAUGCUAUUGAGGCUGAUAAGCAUUUUCAUGAUGAUUAUAAGAACAAGAAGGGGGUUCAGUUGCUUCCUUAUGCUGCUUGGGUAAAAAAUGAGAGCUUAUUUUUCGAGAUCAAUCAGGAUCAUCUUGAGGAAGAAAAUGUCGUGAAGGGUAGAGGGAUGGGUCGGAUUAAACCUGUUCAGAAUGUCAAUGGUAAUGGUCAUCAUCAUGUGGAUGAGAUUCAGGGAUUUGACUUUGCAGAGUGGUUGAAGAGUACAGUUACAGAGAGAGAUUUUGUUGUGAUGAAGAUGGAUGUCGAAGGGACUGAAUUCGAUUUAAUACCAAGGCUGAUUGAAACAGGCGCUAUUUGUUUGGUUGAUGAAGUCUUCCUUGAAUGCCAUUACAACAGAUGGCAGAAAUGUUGUCCUGGUGAGAGGAGUCCCAAGUAUGAGAAGACAUAUGACCAGUGUUUGGAAUUGUUUACUUCACUUCGUCAACGCGGAGUUCUUGUCCAUCAGUGGUGGUGA